GCAAACAACCAAAAACUUACAACUCGGAAACACGGUCUUCAUAUUUGCACAAGGCAUGCAUGUGUAUUCAGUGCCAGAAAUCCAAAGGCGAGAAGCAAUUUCUUGCAUAAUUCGAAUCUAGACAUGCAGACAGUCAAACAAAAGAUGAAAAGGCCUUCUAGUAUUAACUAGAAGAACGCCCGUGCGUUGCAACGGGGCCACAUUAACUUUAAGAGUUCAAUAUUAAUCAUGUUAAUAAUACAUUUAAUAUUUUCAUACAUAUCAAGUGACACUGGCGAUCUUUUUUGUCAAUUUAGCAACGGGCUCAGUUGCAACGGGCUCUUUAUACAUAUCAAACAACUCGCUACUACUUAAACUACAACUAUGGCUACCAAUAUUUUUUUGUCAAUUUAGCUCAGCAAUAGUGCCUGGCUUAAUAGACUGCUUUGCAUUCACCCCCUCAGAAGACACAGAGAACUAACUCAACAUGUCAGAAGAUUAACAGAAAUUUCAUUUGUAUGGCAUGAACAUAUAGCAGGAGCACCAACACAUAGAUCAGCAGAGAGCAGAGCACAGCAUGCACACACUCGGGCCAUCUAUAUCAUACACACACAGCAACGCACACACGCAUGACGCUGGCAUACACAUACAGAAAAGCAGGCACACACGCAUCAUGCGCAUUGGCCGGUGCGACGCACGCAGAGCAAGUACGUACGCACGGAGAGCAAGCUAGCAAGCACGCACACGUCCAACCCCGCCGCUGCAUGCGCUGGCAGAAGGUGAGACAGCAAGGGAGACUGCACAUUGAAUCUGUCCAUGCAAGGCUGGAGGUGCUGGGCCGGCGACGGCGGUGUCAGGACGGCGCUUGAUUCGUUCCCGGUGGCGUGGAGCUUGGGGCGGCAACGCGGCGAUAGCUAGUGCUCGGGGAUGGGGGUUUGGGGCGGGGGCAGUCGACCCGAUGGCUGGCGAAGUUAACGGGUUCGGGCGGCUGGAAAUUCGGCGGGUGGCGGCGGCACAGCGCGAGGAUGGGACAGGCGGAAAACCUAGCGAGCGUUCAACUAUCAAUACCCACGCCUUUUUUUAGGGGAAUUGCUUGUGAAAAUAACGUGGGACGACGACUUAGCGAGCGGAUCCCCUUAAAAAAGACAUAGCGAGCAGAUUUCCUUAAAACUGGUAGGAAUGGAUACGAUUGAUGACGUUGAUAAAUAGUGGUGAAUGUUGGCCUAAUUUACUAUCAUCAUGCAUGGAAACGAAUCAUCAAGAAAAAGAAUACUUCCUAUUACUACACUCAUAGGAAGCUUCCUAAUCUCUGCUACCAAACAGUUUCUGCCCAAACAAGGAAGGAAAGUUAUGGACGUGAUUCGGAAGGAAACAAACGUUAUGAAGAUUAAUUAAUUUAGAUUUGAUCUUUAGAGAUUGAUUGUGAUUGAUUCUUUUACAUAAAGACAUUACUAAAUAAUUUGCGUCAGUAUGGAAAGUUCUGAUCCGUUCAUUUUUUUCGUUGUGUGAGAGGGUGAAGUGAAAAUAAACCGAUGAAGUGGGAGAGGCGACGAAAAAAAUCUACGACGGUUAACCUACGAAAAAAAAACCGGACGAAAGUGGUGGGACGAAAAAAAACCUGGAAGCGAGACUACCAACUGCUCCAUUAGGAGUAGAGAUAUAUUUUUCUGUCAUUUAUAUAUUAAGAUUGCAAGCUCAACAGAAAUUUUCACAGCAUUUCAUCUACAAGAUUAUAGCAGCUUGACAUUUACAAAGCAUUGUUAAAAUUCUUCAACCAUGCUAAAACUUUCAGGUAUAUUUCGACAACAUAGAAACGAAGAGUACACAGGAAGUGUCGCCUACAACUUUUAGAGUUGAAUUGAAUGGCCAUUGGUUUGCUCACUAUUUUUUCCCUCUUUUCCUGUAGUGCUCUGCAGCAGAAUCUUCUGGGCAACUCCAGUUUCAGACAAUUAACAUGGCUUUCCUGCCACUGCUAGUUGUCGCAGUCAUGUUGCACCUAGCCUCUACAUCAGCGCAGUCUGGCCCCGGAUGCAAAACACAAUGUGGUGAUGUCGACAUCCCUUAUCCGUUUGGUAUUGGUAUUGGUACUGGCUGUGCUAUUAGAGACUUUGAGAUCAUCUGCAGGAGGACUGCUAAUGGAAUCUACAAGCCAUUCUUGUUCAUUCGGAAUGUGGAGGUUCUAAGCAUCUCAGUGCCCCUCGGUCAAGUCCGAGUUUUAUCCGACAUCUCGACAUACUGCUACAAUACAAGUACAAGAUCAAUGGUACAGAAAGCUUGGUCCCUUGACUUCUCACGAAGCCCGUACCGCUUCUCCUAUCUACACAACAAGCUCAUAGUUAUUGGAUGCAACACGCUCGCAUACAUCAACAACUUGGGAAGCAGUGCAAAGUAUACGACAGCAUGCGCAGCAGUGUGUGAGAGCCCGGCAGCACUGACAAACGGUUCUUGUGUUGGCGCAGGCUGCUGCCAAAAUGAUAUACCAAAGGGUCUAAGGGGCUAUAUGUUCACAUUUUAUGAUGUUUACAAUAAUUCCAACAGUACGCUUUUCAACCCAUGUAGCUACGCCGCCAUGGUGGAGACAGAGACAUUUAGUUUCAGCUCGAACUUCAUAACCACUACAAGGUUCAAUGAUACUGACGAUGGGCGGAAGCCACUGGUGCUGGACUGGGUGGUCGGAAAUGCAACUUGUGAAGUGGCCAGAGACAUGCCUUCUUACGCGUGCCAUAGCAGGAACAGCACGUGUGUGAACUCGACUAACGGCCAAGGGUAUCUAUGCAACUGCACCGACGGAUAUGAAGGGAACCCUUACCUCUUUGACGGAUGCAGAGGCAAGUUCAUUUCUUUACUUGAUCCCUAUGUCAAUGAAUGUGAGAAGAAUUCAAGUAUAUGCCCGAAGUCUGCAACAUGCCACAACACUAUUGGAGGGUAUUAUUGUUCAUGUUCUCCAGGCAGAAAGUUUGUAAUGGAAACAAAAUCUUGUAACCCAGACAUCACCCUAAUCAUAGGCAUUAGCAUUGGCGUUGUCAUUCUAGUGAUUAUCAUCUUCUGCAUACGUGUAAUAUUUGAGAGAAGAAAGCUUGCGAAUGUCAAAAAACAGUAUUUUCAGCAGCACGGAGGGAUGCUAUUGUUUGAGAAGAUGAAAUCAGAUCAGGGACUUUCAUUUACAGUGUUUACUGAAGCAGAACUGAAACAAGCAACAAAUAAAUUUGACGAAAACCAGAUUCUUGGACAUGGAGGCAAUGGCACUGUGUACAAGGGAAUAAUUAAGGAUAUCACUGAAGUGGCAAUUAAAAGGUGUGCAUUGGUUGAUGAUAGGCAGAAGAAGGAAUUUGGCAAAGAAAUGUUGAUUCUUUCCCAUAUCAAUCACAAGAACAUAGUCAAGCUAUUGGGAUGUUGCCUUGAGGUGGAAGUCCCCAUGCUAGUAUAUGAGUUCAUCCCAAAAGGAACAUUGUUUGAUCUUAUUCACGGCAAGAACAGUAAACCGCAUCUCCCUUUCAGUUCUCUUCUAAGGAUCGUCAAUGAGGCAGCUGAGGGGCUUGCAUUUUUACAUUCCUACGCAAACCCACCAAUUCUACAUGGUGAUGUGAAAACCUCUAACAUCCUUCUUGAUGAGAAUUACAUGGCAAAGGUGUCAGAUUUUGGGGCUUCUAUAAUAGCACCAAUUGACAAAGCCCAGUUCGUCACAAUGGUUCAAGGGACAUGUGGUUAUCUGGACCCUGAAUAUAUGCAGACAUGUUGCUUGACAGACAAAAGCGACGUUUAUAGCUUCGGUGUUGUUCUUCUAGAGAUCCUAACAGGGGAGGAGCCACUGAAACUUGAAGGUCCUGAGGUAUGCCGGAGCCUGUCGUCGAGUUUCCUGCUGGCUAUGAAGGGGAACAAUCUUGAUAAUAUGCUCGACAAUCAAAUAAAAGAUCAUGAGAAUAUGGAGUUGAUUGUAGGGGUAGCAGAUCUAGCUAGGCAAUGCUUGGAAAUGUGCAGUGAUAAUAGGCCCUCGAUGAAAGAGGUAUCUGAGGAGCUUAGCAGAUUAAGGAAGUUUUCGAGGCAUCCUUGGAUACAGCGUGAUACUGAGAGAGAUAGCUUUCUCGGUCUGAUUGAAACAGAACAAAGCUCUGAGUGCACAGAGAAGGAUGAAAGAAUGCCCAUAAAUCCAAGCAGUUUUUACCUUAUGAGGUGAACGAAAACACAGCGAAUUUUAUGCUUUGGCACUUUCAUUGUUCAUUUAACCUUCUCCUCGUUUAGCUGUAUGUUGCAUUUUAGUGUUAGACUCUCUUGGACCCUUGGGUAUUACA
Molecule: messenger RNA, 4268 nt
Organism: Triticum urartu
Lineage: Eukaryota; Viridiplantae; Streptophyta; Magnoliopsida; Poales; Poaceae
Product: wall-associated receptor kinase 5-like
Biological process (GO): cell surface receptor signaling pathway; protein phosphorylation
Cellular component (GO): plasma membrane
Molecular function (GO): ATP binding; polysaccharide binding; protein serine/threonine kinase activity
Source: RefSeq, a predicted model, not a curated record